CGCCCCCCCAGCCCUGGAGCCCAGCCCUGGGCGGGUUUUGGGGGACACGGGCCCCCCCUCGCCACCGCCGCCCCCCCGCGUGCACAAGCCUUGCUUCGUGUGCAGCGACCGCAGCUCCGGCUACCACUACGGAGUGAGCUCCUGCGAGGGCUGCAAGGGGUUUUUCCGGAGGAGCAUCCAGAAGAACAUGGUGUACACGUGUCACCGGGAGCGCAACUGCCAGAUCGACAAGGUCACCCGCAACCGCUGCCAGUUCUGCCGCCUCCAGAAGUGCUUCCAGGUCGGAAUGUCCAAGGAAGCCGUGCGGAACGACCGGAACAAGAGGAAGAAGGAGGUGAAGGAGGAUCUGGGGGGGGACGAGCUGAGCCCCGAGCUGGCCGAGCUGGUGCGGAGGGUCAGCAGAGCCCACCAGGAGACCUUCCCCUCUCUGGGCCAGCUGGGCAAGUACACCACGAACUCGAGCGCUGACCACCGGGUGCAGCUGGACCUGGGGCUGUGGGACAAGUUCAGCGAAUUGGCCACCAAGUGCAUCAUCAAGAUCGUGGAGUUUGCCAAGCGGCUCCCGGGCUUCACGGGGCUCAGCAUGGCUGACCAGAUCACUCUGCUCAAGGCUGCCUGCCUCGACAUCCUGAUGCUGCGGAUCUGCACCCGCUACACGCCGGAGCAGGACACGAUGACGUUCUCGGACGGGCUGACGCUGACCCGGACCCAGAUGCACAACGCGGGAUUCGGGCCCCUCACCGACCUCGUGUUUGCCUUUGCGGGGCAGCUGCUGCCGCUGCAGCUCGAUGACACCGAGACCGGGCUGCUCAGUGCCAUCUGCCUCAUCUGCGGGGACCGGAUGGAGCUGGAGCAGCCCCGGCGCGUGGAGCGGCUGCAGGAGCCGCUGCUCGAGGCUCUCCGGGUCUAUGCCCGGCGCCGGCGCCCGUGGCAGCCGCAGCGUUUCCCCCGGAUGCUGCUCAAAAUCACUGACCUGCGUGGCAUCAGCACCAAGGGGGCGGAACGAGCCAUCACCCUGCGCACGGAGAUCCCGGGGCCGAUGCCCCCCCUGAUCCGGGAAAUGCUGGAGAACCCCGAAAUCUUCACCGAAGUGGGGCAGGAUGGCCCCCCCCCACCCCCAGACCCUCCUGCCGCCCAGGACAGUCCCCCUGGCCCCCCCACAUCCCCAUAGCCCCCCCCAGCUCGGGGGGGAUCUUCAAAACCCGUCCCCAGUGGGGUGGGACAUGCAGAGCUGCCUUCCAGGGAAGCUGCUUUCCUUCUCCCUUUUGCUCUGGGGAGGGGGGGCUCCCCAGAGUGCCCCCCCCUCCAAAUU
Messenger RNA from Passer montanus (Eurasian tree sparrow), 1312 nucleotides. RefSeq names its product retinoic acid receptor gamma (gene RARG). The transcript is spliced from 7 exons. NCBI's taxonomy places the organism in Eukaryota, Metazoa, Chordata, Aves, Passeriformes, Passeridae. Gene Ontology annotation, biological process: regulation of transcription by RNA polymerase II; retinoic acid receptor signaling pathway; cellular response to corticotropin-releasing hormone stimulus. Bases 188 to 1171 code for a protein of 327 amino acids. The record is from RefSeq and is a predicted model, not a curated record. Gene Ontology annotation, cellular component: transcription regulator complex; nucleus. Gene Ontology annotation, molecular function: nuclear glucocorticoid receptor binding; zinc ion binding; RNA polymerase II cis-regulatory region sequence-specific DNA binding.